Messenger RNA from Penicillium hordei, 1431 nucleotides. Its product is annotated as MFS transporter. Gene Ontology annotation, molecular function: transmembrane transporter activity. NCBI's taxonomy places the organism in Eukaryota, Fungi, Ascomycota, Eurotiomycetes, Eurotiales, Aspergillaceae. The record is from RefSeq and is a predicted model, not a curated record. The transcript is spliced from 4 exons. Bases 1 to 1431 code for a protein of 476 amino acids. Gene Ontology annotation, biological process: transmembrane transport.
AUGGACGCGAGAUCUCUUGAUCCUGAAGCGCAGUCUGGCCGACUGCCAGAGGAAGAACUCAACGAAGAACAUACGGCGUAUGCGUCCCAAUAUGAUGUCUUCUGGCAGGAGCCAGCCAGUGAAGACCCCGAGAAUCCGAUGAACUGGAGCUUCAGGCGCAAAUGGAGUAUCAUUGGGAUGGUUUCUUUUAUCACUUUCUUGACUCCCCUCGCCUCUUCGAUGUUUGCGCCGGGUAUCACACAAGUCCUCGAAGACUUCGGUUCAACGUCUAAUCUCCUCUCGACAUUUGUCGUCUCAGUUUAUGUCCUAGGAUUUGCCUUCGGACCUCUGAUUAUCGCACCCGCUAGCGAGUAUAGUGGGCGCGCAUGGGUCUACAAUGUUUGCAAUGUCUUGUUCGUGAUAUUCAACAUCGCCAGGGCGCUUGCUCCGAAUAUGGCGUCUUUGGUGGUUUUUCGAUUCCUCGAUGGGUUUGCGGGUGUUUCUGCCAUCACAUGUGGUAGUGGUACAAUUGCAGAUCUUGUGCCGAGCGAGAAACGAGGCCAGGCAAUGGCUAUCUGGUCCCUGGGGCCGCUGUUCGGCCCAAUCAUUGGUCCCAUCGUGGGCGGGUUCCUCGUGGCGGCGACAGAUUGGCGAUGGGUGUUUUGGGUACUUGCCAUGGCGGGCGGAGCCGCAUCAGUCGUUUUCUUUUUUGUCUCAACAGGAGACACGGCAUACAUAUCACGUUUGGAUUCCGGGAUCCCUCCAAAGCAGCUGUUCCUACGGAGUCUCAUUCGACCGUCGAAAAUGCUUGUUCUGUCCCCAGUAGUGGCCUUAAUAUCUACCUACAUUGCUGUUCUUUACGGCUUCCUCUACAUCCUCUUCACAACAUUCACGAUUGUCUUUGACGGUCAGUAUGGAUUCUCUGCCAGCGCCAGCGGCCUCUCAUUCCUUGGAAGCGGAGUGGGAAUGUUGAUUGGUCUUACCUACGUGGGGACAUUGAGUGAUCGCAAGAUCAGGAUCAAACUCGAGCGCAAGGAGACACCUGUCCCCGAGGACCGACUUACCAUGUAUCUUACCAUACCUGGGUCAUUAACCAUCCCGGCGGGUCUGUUUAUCUACGGGUGGUCGACUGAUAAAGUGGUUCAUUGGAUUGUUCCUGAGAUUGGGAAUGCGACUACUGGGUUUGGGAUGAUCAUUAUAUUGAUGUGUGCUCAGACAUAUCUGGUAGACGCUUUCCUUGCACAUGCUGCUAGUGCCGUGGCUGCUUGCACUGUUCUGCGAAGCUUGCUUGGAGCCCUCCUUCCUCUUUGUGGAUUGCAAAUGUAUGACAAACUUGGCCUUGGGUGGGGGAAUAGUUUGCUGGCAUUCCUUGCUUUGGCAAUGGCCCCUAUACCGGUUUUGUUCCAAAUUUGGGGAGGGAAGCUGCGGACAAAGUGGACUAUUGACUUGUAA